Molecule: messenger RNA, 819 nt
Organism: Cheilinus undulatus (humphead wrasse)
Lineage: Eukaryota; Metazoa; Chordata; Actinopteri; Labriformes; Labridae
Product: granzyme B-like
Exons: 5
Coding region: 61-819 (252 amino acids)
Biological process (GO): proteolysis
Molecular function (GO): serine-type endopeptidase activity
Source: RefSeq, a predicted model, not a curated record
GUUAGUGUAGAGAGGCAGAGGUAGAGUGCUACUAGCCAGACUUUUCUUUUCCUAACAACCAUGAAAAACACAUACUGCAUUUUAAUGUUCUUUCAGCUGCUCUCCCUAACUGGGUCUUCUGAGAGUGGUAUAGUGGGUGGCAGAGUCGCAAAGCCUCACUCCAGACCUUACAUGGCAUCUCUCCAAGUUAAUGAGCAUCAUACAUGUGGCGGGAUACUUAUCCGAGAGGAUUUUGUGCUAACAGUAGCCCACUGCAGAAAGUACGUCGGAUCAGAUGGCAUGACCGUGGUACUUGGAGCACAUGACCUACGCAAGAACGAGAAGAGUCAGCAACGGAUCAAAGUGGCUGAAUUCCAUCCACAUCCCUGUUUCAAUGGAGAGUACGACAAUGACAUCAUGUUACUCAAGUUAAAGAAAAAUGCCACACUGAACAAGUAUGUGAAGAUCAUUGGAUUACCCAAAAAAGAUGGGAAGAUCCCUGCAAACAUUAACUGUACUGUUGCUGGCUGGGGGGCCACAGGAGCCAACAAGCCUUCAUCAGACGUACUAAGGGAGACCACCGAAAAGAUUCAAUUUGACAAGGAGUGCAAAAGUAAAUGGCAAAAGUACUUCAACAGCCGUCACAUGAUCUGCACCAAGUUUGAUAAAAAGAAGGGAGGAGUUUGCCAGGGGGAUUCAGGUGGACCACUAAUCUGCAACAGCAAACCUCAGGGUCUAACAGCUUUCACCAAACAAGAUGAUUGUAAUGAUCCCAAGUAUCCUCAUGUCUUCACUAAGACCCAGUUCUUUAUUCCAUGGAUUAAGUUGGUGCUUAAAUAG